This is a messenger RNA of Geosmithia morbida, 216 nucleotides long. RefSeq lists its product as uncharacterized. The record is from RefSeq and is a predicted model, not a curated record. NCBI's taxonomy places the organism in Eukaryota, Fungi, Ascomycota, Sordariomycetes, Hypocreales, Bionectriaceae. The transcript is spliced from 2 exons. Bases 1 to 216 code for a protein of 71 amino acids.
AUGGUCGGGAAGACAGACCAACCUAACCCUCCCUCCCUCCUUGGGGAAGUCUCUCGUCGAAAGGAGUCAGGUCUGCUAGGCAUCUGCGGUUCGCUCACAGCUCAGCUGUCAGAACAAGACCGAUCAUAUCAUCACCAGCGGAACCCCUCGGACUCCCCCCUCCCCCAACCGGGUGCCGCACAGCCGACCACCGACGCAGUCGAUAGCCGGCCCUGA